AUGUAUAGAAUUAGUGGGGAUGAAGUCUUCAACUCUGUAUCCACAGUGUUAAUGAAUGGGAAGUAUGAGGGUAGGAAGGGUAUCAUUGGUGAAUGCUGGGCCAUGUAUAGAAUCAGUAGGGAUGAAGUCUUCAACUCUGUAUCUACAGUGUUAAUGAAUGGGAAGUACAAGGGUAGGAAGGGUAUCAUUGAUGGCCAGAGCUCAUGUAUUUUACAGGACAGCACACCCAAUAUUUCUCAUGCCCCCUCCAUGCAGCAGGAGUUUGACACACUGGAACCUCAAACAUCAGGUCCACAAGGUGACAUUCCCCCACAGGUGUUACAGUUCAUGGAAGCCAUUACCAAAGGGAUUGAGAGCACCAUGAAAAGCAUGCUCAGCAGUGCCCCCACUCCCAGAGGAAGAAUGCAGAGAGUCAAGAGCUACAGGAGGAGAGAGAUGCAGAAUCCAGCAAUUAAUGCCAAAGUGCAAAGGCUGUUUAAGGAGAAACUCCAUUUUACUCAAGACAUUGAGUUUGUCACCCACAAUUCAGCAGAUCCCAUUGACAUCCAUUCAUAUGAAUUUGAGGAUGGACCCAGCCCUGAUUCUGAUGUGCUAGUCUUUGUUAUGAUGCAUAAUGCUAACUCCCCAUGGAAUAGCACCAUAAUUGAUCUCCUUCUCCAAGAACUGCAUACACAGUCAAUGGAAGAGAACUGGCCAACAGCCCAACCAAUGUUGACCAAGCAUGGUGUCAUCAAAACACCAGCUGAAAUGGAGGCAUGGUUGAUAGAGGAGAGAGAAGAGGUUUUGAAACUGAGUCAUCAGACUACCUGCUGUCACAAUAAAUUCAUGUGCAGGGCAACUAUUCUUGAACACAUCAUGAAAUUGAAGACCAAUGAGGGUGAUGCCAAUGCUGCAGCUUGGACAUGGCUGCAAGACCUUGUCCUAUGCCUUGGUGAACAUGGUGGGUCUCAGCCAAUGAGACGAAUUCAUGCACCCAGAAAUCACAAGAGUGGCAGGACACCAGUUAAAGGUCUACUGAUUGCUUUAUAUGAUGACACUUGGAUUAAGGGGCUCAGCCAGUGA
This is a messenger RNA of Pisolithus orientalis, 1062 nucleotides long. RefSeq lists its product as uncharacterized. The coding region runs from base 1 to 1062 and encodes 353 amino acids. The transcript has 7 exons. NCBI's taxonomy places the organism in Eukaryota, Fungi, Basidiomycota, Agaricomycetes, Boletales, Pisolithaceae. The record is from RefSeq and is a predicted model, not a curated record.